Molecule: messenger RNA, 438 nt
Organism: Nematocida homosporus
Lineage: Eukaryota; Fungi; Microsporidia
Exons: 1
Coding region: 1-438 (145 amino acids)
Source: RefSeq, a predicted model, not a curated record
AUGGGUAGUGAGGCAGAAAGCAACGGUGGAUUAGAGACUGAAACUAGUGGGGAUGGUUCUGGAAUGUGUUAUGUAGCCGAGGACGAAGUGCUGGUUGAGUGGCUAGCUUGGGCAUUAAGGAAUCAAAGCAAAAUGCAACGAGCAAGAGAAAUAGUAGUGAAAAGACACUUUGGAGAAUUGAAUAUUGUAGCGAGAUUAGAAGAGCAAGAGAAGCUCAUUCUAAUCAAUGAGUAUAUUAAUAAGGAUUUUGUUUAUCCUCCUGUGUUUUUAGGAUCUAUCUUAGGAUUUAACAAGAAUAACUGGAAUAAGAACAUUGAGAAACUCUUAGAGGAGUUUGAUAUCAAGCAAAAACCGGUUUAUGGUGUGAAAGAGAACUGUUUCUUGUUUGAGAAAUUGAAGUAUUUAGUGCUAAAGUACAUGGAGAGGAGUAGGAAGUAG